UGAAGUUGCAGUGAGUAACAAAAACGUUGAAGAUGGAAGAUGGUAAGCGAGGAACGAUUAUGAUAACGAACGACGACGGGAUCGACGCGCCUGGUUUAAGAGCUUUGGUUGACUCACUGGUCAACACCAAUGUUUUCAAUGUCCUAGUCUGUGCUCCCGAUAGCGAGAAAUCAGCUGUUAGUCACAGCAUCACAUGGCUCCAUUCUAUAUCCGCCAAACAAGUCAAUAUUCACGGCACCGUCGCCUCCUUUGCAGUUUCUGGGACUCCUGCUGAUUCACCCGAUCUGGUUAUAUCUCUCCUCUGUUCUGCUCUUUCAAUUUCAAUUAAGUCUUUAAUUAUAUGCGUCUUUAUAGAGAUUUAUGUGCCUUCCAAUUUAUUUAAACAGGUAAUCAGUGGCAUAAAUAGGGGUAGCAACUGCGGCUAUCACAUUGUUUACUCAGGCACUGUAGCUGGAGCUCGAGAGGCCUUCUUCAAUGACAUCCCUUCUAUAUCCAUUUCAUAUGACUGGGUUGAAGGAAAGAGUAACCCACAUGACUAUGCGCUUGCUGCACAAGUUUGCAUACCAAUCAUAAACUCCGUACUGGCUGAGAUAAAGAAUCAAAGCUACCCUAGAAAAUGUUUUUUGAAUAUAGAUGUGCCAAACAAUGUUGCUAACCAUAAGGGUUACAAGCUAACUAGGCAGGGUAAAAGUAUCAUUAAGAUGGGAUGGAGGCAAGUCACCUCUCAGACAGAAGGACGAAGAAUGUCAUCUGAUAUGACCAAUACAGAUGCGGAUAUACCUAAGAACUUUGGUACAUCAUCUGUAUCACCUGAAAAUCUUUCAUUUGUGAGAGAGGUAAGAGGUCCCAUACUUGAUCAUGAUGAUACAGAUUACAGAUCAUUGAAGGCGGGCUAUAUUACGGUUACUCCUCUUGCUGGUCUCUCUAAUGCGGAGGAAGAUUGUAAGACCUUUUUUGAGUAUUGGCUACCAAGUGUCCCUAAACACCUGUCAUCAGCAGCUUUAUAAUACUGUAAGAUGUAUCAUUUAUUUGCAGUUUAUAUGGUAGCUUUGAUUGCAAUGUAUUUGUGGCAAUAGUUGCAUUUACAUUUUAGCAUCCGUGCUAGUUAAUCAAAAUUAUUCUUCUGUGAUGAAUGGAAAAUUUCGGAAGGCUUUCAUAUAAUGUGUUUAAGUGACACAAUCAAUAAAUGACUUUUGCCAACCAAUUAGCCAAAGGUUGCGGUAACA
Messenger RNA from Cicer arietinum (chickpea), 1226 nucleotides. RefSeq lists its product as uncharacterized. Lineage: Eukaryota; Viridiplantae; Streptophyta; Magnoliopsida; Fabales; Fabaceae. The record is from RefSeq and is a predicted model, not a curated record. Gene Ontology annotation, cellular component: cytosol. Gene Ontology annotation, molecular function: nucleotidase activity.